Molecule: messenger RNA, 635 nt
Organism: Heterocephalus glaber (naked mole-rat)
Lineage: Eukaryota; Metazoa; Chordata; Mammalia; Rodentia; Bathyergidae
Product: phospholipase A2, membrane associated
Biological process (GO): arachidonate secretion; lipid catabolic process; negative regulation of T cell proliferation
Molecular function (GO): calcium ion binding; phospholipid binding
Source: RefSeq, a predicted model, not a curated record
UGGCAGCAUCAAUUCCAGCAUCCUCAGAGAGAGCUCUCAGCAUGAAGCCCCUUCUGCUGCUGGCGUUGAUUGUGGUCUCUGGCUUGCCUCAAAUCUAUGGCAGUUUGACACAAUUCGCAGAGAUGAUCAAGAGCAAGACAGGAAAGAAUGCACUUGCAAGUUAUGGUGCCUACGGCUGUCACUGUGGCGUGGAUGGCAAAGGAACCCCCAAGGAUGCAACAGAUCGGUGCUGUCUCAAGCAUGAUUGUUGCUACAAACGUCUGGUGAAUCGUAAGUGCGGGACAAAACUUCUGAAGUAUGAUUUUACCAUAAAAGGGAGCUCAAUCACCUGCAAAGCAAACCAGGGAUCCUGUCAGAAACAGCUGUGUGAAUGUGAUAAAGCUGCUGCCUCCUGUUUUGCACAAAACCUGAAAAGCUACAAUAAAAAGUACCAGUUCUAUCCCAAUUUGAUGUGCCAUGGGAAGGCCCCCAGUUGUUGAGAGGCCCAAUAUCUGGGAUCCCUUGCCACCCAGUGAGUCCCCCACUCCCACUACUUUUGUCCCUCCCCCAACCUAAAUCUCCCAGCUCCAUCCCCUGUUCCCCUCUAUGUCCACUUUCGGGUUAACAGCAGCAGCUACACCAGUAGGUGAGGUCUC